GUUUAUUAAAAGAUAUAAAAGUAGAAAAAAAAACUUUCCAUUUUUAUCCCUUUAUCAUUAUCUCUAAAUAAUUUUUUGUUAAAAUUCAUUCUCAUUUUCAUUUUCUUUUUUAAUUUCUUUCUUUCAUUUUCUGUUUUUUUGGUUUAAAAUAAAUAGGCUCUUGUCAAUUUACUAUAUUCCCAAAUUCAAAUCAUCUAAUCAUUAAUUUACUCCUCUAUUCAAAAUGUACAGACCAAAUUCUCCAACAUUGUUUUCACCCGAAAAUACUAUAUCAACUACUACCUCAAAUACAUUCUCAAACACUUUUUCAAGUACAAUUUCAAAUACAAUUUCAAGUCCUUGCAAAAAUAUGAGACAAAAUAGCAAAAAAAAUCCAGAUCUUCUAAAAUCUUGGAAUAAAUCCAAUUCAAACAACACAAUCUCCUUUUCAAAUUUUUCCUUUAAAAAAUCAAAAAAUGUUUACAAUAAUUCAGGUUCAAAAGACUCUGCCUUGAUAACAACAAAAUUCUCCUUAUUCGAUAUGGAAAAUAAUGCUAAUCUUAACAAACAAAAAAAUAGCAGUCACUCAAACAACUCGAUAACCAGAAAAUUGCAAGAACAUUUUCAAAGUCCUAAAAAUACUCCCAAAAACACCCCUCAGAAUAGCCCUCAACAAAUCCAACACCAAUAUAAUACUUCAGAAUAUAACUACAGUAAUAUUAAUGGAUUCUCAGAUCAAUACAGCGAGACUUGUACCAGUGAUUAUAAUAGUGAAUAUAAUAGUGACUAUUUUUAUAGAGAUAACGAUCAAAUCAGCUACCAAUAUCAAUCGCCUUAUCAACUAAAUUCCCAAAGAUUUUCUCAACUUAAAGAUUUUGACUAUAAUGAAUAUGAUGAAUACGAUGAAUAUGAUGAAUAUGAUGAAGCCCUAAAUUUGAAAUCAAUCCCUGAAUCUCAAAGUGAAGAAACUAAUAGUGAUACUUUUAUAUUUGUGAAUGAGGAUCAAAUUAGCGAGUCGACACAAGAUUUAAUGAAAAAAGAUCAGCCAGUUGGAAAUUUAAUGGCCAACUCACUUGAUAAUGAUAAGGAAGAAGAUAUUAAAACUGGUAGUUUUAUGCAGCCUCAUAACUUUUUAACAACUGUUGAUUCGUCUGAUAUGCAAUCAUUAACUACUGUUAUUAUAGCACCUUUGCAACCAAAAAAUUUUGAGAGUUUUCUCUUCUCCAAGAAUAACACACAGACUAGUCACGUAACUAAUAAUAAUGAACAUAACGAUGAUAAUAACGAUAUUAUUAGCGCGAAUUAUGAAUCUAAUAUUUCUUCUUCCAUGUCUUCUAAUGAAAUAAUUUUUUCAAGAAACAGCAUUUCGAAAUCAAGUAUGAAACAAGGAUCGAGCGAUACAAUGAUAUCCUCAGUGAACUCCAUUUCGAUAUCCAAUAGAAGUUCCAAUUCUAAUUCAAGUAAUCAACUGAGUAAGUUGAGCGCAUUGAAUUCCAAAAGUUCAAUUAAAAGGUAUAUUCCAAGAUCUUUGACUGCUUUGUCAUAUUCGAAAUCUUUAAAGUCAUUAAAAUCGUAUAAUGUGAAUAAUGUUAAUAACUCGACAUCGACAUUUCAUAAUUCACGAAAAUCGUCAAUGUCAAACAUUUCUUUUAUGAAUUCAGAGGUGGAGUUGGUAACUAACGGUGAAGUUAAUAACGAUUUAAAUUCAAUAGUGAUGAGUCCGAAAUCAUCAAUGAAUAAUAAAACUGCAUCUCGUUUAUCGAUAAAUAGUUCUAUUUCUGUGCCAUACAAUAUGAAAAAUAGAAACAAGUCAAUUUAUGACUUUGUUGUUCUAGAUUAUAAAGGGGAACUUUUGCAUUUAAACUACCUUCAAAAUAAAGUUGUUCUUAUUAUUAAUAUUUCAAAUAUUGAUAGUUUGGCAUCGAGUAACCAUCAUUUUGCACAGCUAGAGCAUCUUUAUGAAAAAUACAGUCAUCUUGGAUUUGAGAUAUUAGCAUUUCCAACUAAUCAAUUUGACAAAGAAACUGGACAGGAAUUGGGUGGUAGGCGCAAACAAUAUGUUAGCCAGUAUGAAAUCCAGCACAACCAACUCAGCAACGAGAUCUUGAAAAAGAUCAAGUAUCCAGUUAUGAGCUGUUGCAAAGUCAAUGGCAAGAACCAAUUGGAAUUGUUUGACUGGUUAAAGUCUCAAAAGAAGGGAGUAAUACGUAUCAGAACUAUCAAAAUGAACUUUGAAAAAUUUGUUGUUGAUAAAGAUGGCCAUGUUGUUGAAAGAUUCAGCUGUUUUACCAAACCAAGUAAAUUGGAAAAUCUCAUCCAAACAUUACUAAAAAAAUAAGUUAAUUUCACAUUGGCUCGUUAUCUUGUUUAUCUUUUCAUUUUUGUUUAUUUUUUUUUUGUUUAUUUUUUGUUGUUUUUGCUCUAUUUUCCUCGUCGU
Messenger RNA from Ascoidea rubescens DSM 1968, 2416 nucleotides. RefSeq lists its product as uncharacterized. Gene Ontology annotation, biological process: response to oxidative stress. Gene Ontology annotation, molecular function: glutathione peroxidase activity. NCBI's taxonomy places the organism in Eukaryota, Fungi, Ascomycota, Saccharomycetes, Ascoideales, Ascoideaceae. The coding region runs from base 224 to 2317 and encodes 697 amino acids. The transcript has a single exon. The record is from RefSeq and is a predicted model, not a curated record.